AGAUCAGGCGCCGACUUAUAAUUUCAACAAAGAGAGCAUUACCGCCUUCCAAAAGGCACUUUGCUGCUUUAUUAAGGUGAAAUAUGUGGCUUGAGUGCACGUUUAACUGUACACGUUUAUCUUUCAGCGCUACGGCCACGUGGUCCUCACACGCUAAGUAUUCUGCGUGGUACUUAUGCUUGCAAAUAAAAAAAAAAAAAUUUAACGCAUUGCCUCAAACUUGAUACAGUUGUAGUUAUUCUCUGUGCGAUAAAAUUCUAGUGCAGUUAACUUACUCGUUGAAGCAGGCGACUAGAUGGCCCGCACUGCAGGUUCACAACGUUCCAGGGUGAAGGCAGCGGCGAAGUGGUCCGCGUCAGUUUGAAGGCUUUGCGUAGAAGGAAGCGCCGCAGGAAGUGUGGCGAACGUUAGUCGCACGUAGUGGAUUGGCGAGGGGUGGCCGGUUGGCGGCGGCUCACUGCUCAACCUACCCAUAAAUUGUGGACCAGCCCAAAAUUGUUGAUGAUGAUGAUAAUUAUUGAGGGAAAAAAAGAACACUGCGUGGCCACCGUGGAUGCCGUUAUAUUUUCUGAGUUCAUAACUGAUACGAGCGGAUGGAUGCACGCUAGGAGCCACGGUGGAGAAACGUUGCAAGUAGCACAGCCAGUCUUUUCAAGACUCAUUGAAUUAAUUUUAGGCUGGCGUUGCGCGCACUCGUUUGUUCGAGCAAGUCUACUUCCAAAACAACUAAAAUAAAUAUAGAAGCCAAGCCAAGCUUAGCUAUUAGACGAGUUAGUACAUAGGCUAUAGUUAGUACCAUUCAAGCAUGUCCUAAAAUACCGUGCAAAAAACCAGCGAUGGUAAAAAAAAAUUGGGUUAUUCAACAAAAAAUGCAACGCAACUUGUAAAACGUUUAAAAUUAGAAAAAAAAAGACAUUGUGCUUAUCGCGUACUGGGCCAAGACAAGCCGGCAAGUGAAAGUAACACUGAUAACACGUUGGUUUGGUCCGAUGUCCGUCCAGUCCGAUUUCACGUGCUUUUUCGAGCAUGUACACGAACGACUACGCGUAUUCGAUUAGGCACUAUAAUUUUAUGGUGUACGUAGUAUGCUAAUAUUCUACGGUAUAGGUUUUAGGGCGCUUGGCUUAGUUUCUUGGUGUCGGCGGUGUUAGCGCUUCAACGUCUUGGAUCGGCAUGUUUACUGCGUGCUGUUAAAUCACUGCUUGGAAGGCGUUUCUCGGUGUUCGAACCUAAAGCGGACGUUUCUUUCUUUUUCUCGUCGCGAUGGCGCUUUUGAGACCGGCGUGGCGGUCCGUGCUCCAACGCCUCAACGGCGCGGCCUUCAACCGAAGCGGGCGCGUACUAACGUCGGCGGCACAGGCCCCGGCGCGACCGCUAAGCUGCGAAUCCGACCGUCAAGCAGCGCACAGCCGGAACCCGUUCUUCAGCAAGUACGCCGACAAGAUUCGAGAGCUGGAGCGGCGAGAUCCGGACGCGCUGAAACGUCGUCUGGACGACGCAUCUCAAAAGAAGAGUACGGCGAACGCGUCUUCGAGCACCGAGCAAGCGGCACCCAGUAAAGGCUCCGAGAACCGCGAUGCCGGCGCCCGCGAAGACGGCCGUAGUCGUGCUACAGACGGCGACGAAAAGGUGCUGCAGCCGGAACCGACCUACGUGCGACCCUCCAAGUUCGACGCGGAUACGAUACGCGAACUACGUUCCCGCUGCGAGACUGUCUCCGACCUCACGGACGCCUGGAGACGCUUGCACGCCGACAGGGACGCUGUGUGCGCCGUCAUCCCCAGUUCGGUGUACGAAAUGAUCCGCGAGCGAGCCAAGGACUACCCGGUGUUCCUCUACCCUCUGCCGAGGAAAGCCGGCGGCUACGAGUUCGUGCUGUCGCAGUUCUUGGGCGACCAGUGUCACAUGACGCCGCUGGCCAGCUACCAGUUGCACGGCAGCGAGGCACCGGCGUGCCUCGCGCUGAGCUACUAUACGCAGCUGGCUUCGAGCCAGGACGGGGCUGUGGUGCUGAUGAGCGGCGAGUAUGACGCCAAGGUGAUCGGUCCGACGGAAGCGCAGUGUCUCGUCAAUCAGUUGCAGCUGUACUACGGCGGUAACGAACUGAGGAAGAAGCUGCUCCUGUGGAACUUCAACCGCGAGGCCCGCUCGUUCAAUUACGAGGCGCUCAUCAGGGAGUUCGAGGCGUCGGCGACGCUAGAGCAGGAAGGUUCCUCCGUGAGACAGAGUUGAAGGAACUCUAUAGAAUUCACGACUUAUAUAGAAUUCGCGACUUGAAAAUAGACAAUGAACACAUCGAUCUCGUAUUGGUGUAUGCGUCUGCUGUCUGCGUUCUCCUUUGUGGCCAACAACCCUCAUAAGAGUACGCAUUGACCAGGCCAAUGCCACCUCUAACUAGGUACAUUAUAGCGGUUCAUACGAAGAAAUAAGGCGCUGUUUUUUGCUGCCCGUAUGGGAAGCACGGCCCGGCACUUUCUAACUUGACGCCUCUCAUAUGGGCGGUGGCAGCGCUUCCAAGCUCUCUCCCAUGCAACAAUAGGUUUGUUCGAUUCCAAAAAAGGUGCACGGCACCGCAAACGAAAAGGUGUAGGUGGUGCCAGUUAUGGUGCGCCGGGCUGCACCCACUCGCUGCAAGGUUCGAGGGUGCAGUGCACCGCGGCGGCACCUUGCCUUGCACCCCGUUCGAUCGAGCACGGGGGUGCAGGGUGCACCGCUGCACCUCGGGCAAUCGAAGGUCUCAGUGCGCUGUUAAUAGGUGUGUAAGGUGGAGACAAACUUGGCUGAAUCGAGUAAACCUAAAUGUGGCCACUAGAGGCACUGAUGUCUAACUACACUGGGACCCAACUCUGACCAUGCCGGUAGUGCAGGGCCUUGGCAUGCUCAGUUGUGAGGUUACGUUCUCCUUUGCAAGUGGUUGAUUUGUCACCAAUACAUUUUAAGUUUCGCUUGUUUCUUCGGGCUUCUGCUAAAUCUUGCAAUUAUGCAGUUCUGUUGUGUGGCGCUGCGCUUGCAGAAACGGCAGACUUUUCGUCUUGUAGGAUUUUGUCGCACGGCGAAUGGAAAACGUCUGCAUACUUGCGUGACCUUUCAGUGUUGGCACCCGAUUUCCACAAAGCUGCUUCUUUCGAGCAGUUGCACUAGGAACUUAAGCUGCCUGUAAUUAAGCCAUACCCGAUAAAAUGCUGCCUGCAUAUA
This is a messenger RNA of Dermacentor andersoni, 3195 nucleotides long. RefSeq names its product ATP synthase mitochondrial F1 complex assembly factor 1. Gene Ontology annotation, biological process: mitochondrial proton-transporting ATP synthase complex assembly. The record is from RefSeq and is a predicted model, not a curated record. Gene Ontology annotation, cellular component: mitochondrion. NCBI's taxonomy places the organism in Eukaryota, Metazoa, Arthropoda, Arachnida, Ixodida, Ixodidae.